AUGUCGUUCUCUUUCGGCUUCUCAGGCGACGACAUAGAAGGUGGCGAGCAUGAGGACGUUGACCAGGAUCCGGAAACGAAUAGGAAUGACGUGUCGGAAAAGCAGGACGUUGUCGCUCAGCCAAGGGUACACACGCUGAAAGAACUACUAACCAGCCUCCCAUCUCAGAUCACCUACAACAGCCUUCGUCUUCCAGCUCUAGCCAAUGGAUUCCCCAACUCUCCUCCACUCAACGUCCUCCGCCGGUCCUUGGUCGACAUCCGCGCACAGCUCAUGGCGGAAGCAUCCGAAGCCAACGACAACGACCACCUGAUCGAAAAUCUCAAUGCAGGUGAUCUGUCGAAGCAUGCGCAACUGUCGAAUGAGCCCACUCAUGUGAUUGAACUUGGCGCGGGAUCUGCAAUCCCAAGUCUGACGGUGUUGAAGCUCAGGCCAAAGGCCGGCCCAAAGCUUCAUCUCACGCUCGCAGACUAUAACGCGGACGUGCUGAAGCUGUGUACUGCGCCAAAUACUUUUCUGCACCUUUGCCCGCCGAAGGAUGCUCCACAGAGGGGAGCUCUUAACCUGGGGCAUGAGUAUGACUAUGAUCUCGAAGAGGUUCAGCCACAACUUAAUGGCAUAGAAGAUGUCUUGGCUGAGCAGCAUCUGAGUGUCGACUUUGUCUCAGGCGGGUGGGGCAAGCAAUUCGUCGAUCUUGUGACCUCGCUCGAACCCUCGAACUCGGGUUCUGAUGCCCAGCUAAAGAGGCUCAUCCUCGCUACUGAAACCAUAUACAGCCCUGACACACUUCCAGUGUUCACUUCGACCCUUUUGUCACUCCUCCGUCAAGCUCGUAGCGGAAGCAGAGCACUGGUCGCGGCGAAGCAGAUUUAUUUCGGCGUCGGCGGUGGGGUGGCAGAGUUCGAGCGAGAGCUGAAGACUCAGGAUGCGAACGCGCAGCUGAAAUCAGUAUGGCAGUGUCCAUACAAGGACACGGUUGGCCGAGUGAUCUUGGAGGUGACUUUACCGCAAGGACCGUGA
This is a messenger RNA of Cyphellophora attinorum, 1020 nucleotides long. RefSeq names its product Histidine protein methyltransferase 1. Gene Ontology annotation, biological process: peptidyl-histidine methylation, to form tele-methylhistidine. Lineage: Eukaryota; Fungi; Ascomycota; Eurotiomycetes; Chaetothyriales; Cyphellophoraceae. The transcript has 2 exons. Gene Ontology annotation, molecular function: protein-L-histidine N-tele-methyltransferase activity. The record is from RefSeq and is a predicted model, not a curated record. Bases 1 to 1020 code for a protein of 339 amino acids.